AGAAAAUAAAGUUGGCCACUGGGAGUCUGGGAGUAGAGCAUGCGGACCAUUGAAAGGCGACCCACAGGAAGACUCCGCCCACAUAUCUCCCCGCCAAACCCAAACAAAAGAUCAAAAUCAAAAACCUAAAAAAUGGGAAAUUUCAAAAUUCUAUGAUCCAAUCCUCCAAUUGCAUCCUUGACUUUGAUCAAUGCUUUCCUAACCACAAGUUCUAGAUACACUAUACACUCCACCUCACAAGUGUCCUCCCUUUCUAAGCUAAUCUCCACCUCUCAUUUUGCUAACCUGUUUGUGACCCACUUUCUCUCUCUAAGCCUUGUGCUACCCUGGGAAGAACUCAAGUUAAUCUCUUGAAAUUUGAGAUUACAACUAAGGAAUUUUGAUAGUUUUUGUUCUGGGUGAAGCUUACAGUGAUUCCUCAUUGAUGUUUAGAUAACGAAUUUAUCUUAUAUUGCGGAUAAUCGGCGAUGUGUGGGUUAAGAAGUGACUGCUGCUAUUUGGUUGUGGGAUUAUUGAGCUUUGAAGGUGAUAUUUACAACGAUGUUUGAGUGGGAAGGCGAAGAGCUUGCGAAUAUCAUAUGGGGAAAGACAGGUGAAAAUGAAGAUCACAUUGUGCCAUAUCCUGAUGAAACUUAUGAGAUAACUACAGAGUUAUAUGAGGAAAACAGAAAGGUGUCUCCAUUUAAUGCUACAAAACUGGAUCUUGAACACAAAGAUGAAAAGGCUCUAGUAGAUAGUAAUUUUGUUGAUUAUGGUUGGACAAAUGUGGGGAGCUUUGAUGAUCUUGAUAGAAUAUUAAGCAACAAUGACCUGGUGUAUGAAAACACAAACAUUUCAUCUAUGGAAUCUCCAAGUUUGCAUAUAAAAGAUGUAAACACAAAUUUGGAGCUAAUGGAAUGCAGUGAGGGUAAAAAUGGAAAGUCAGCUUCUUCAAAUAAUGCACAAAGAACCUCAUCCCUUGUUUAUCCGAAUGGUGAUGUCAAUGUUGCAAUGCCAGAUGAAAACGGAAUCGGAAUCGGAAUCGGAAAGCCACAUAUGGGCAAUAAAGGUGAAACAUGUGAUCCUUGGUUUUCUCUUGGAAAUCAAGGUAAAGAAUUUGAAAAAGGGUAUACACAACAUAUCAAAAUACCUUCUUCAAUGUCUAGAAAUCAAGAAACUGAAUACAAGAAAUCUCCUUGUGGUUAUAACAACAUAAUGGGAAAUCAGCAAUUUCAAUCUGGAAGCUCUUCUUUGAUGAUGCCUUUGAGUAUGAUGACACCUCAAGAAAAGAUUGAAAAACUAAGGAGGCGUCAACAAAUGAGGGCAUUGUUUGCUAUAUGUAAACAACAACAAGAGUUUAGACAAAAUUCAAGUUUCACAAGUUGUUCAAAUGAAAGCCAAAUUGAUGAAAGUUUGAGCACUCUUAUGAUGAACACAAGUUCAAGUUCAUUGGAAGAUGCCAUUUUACAUCAACUAGAAAAUGUUGUUUCAACGUUAGGCAUUCAAAUAAGGCUUUGUAUAAGAGAUAGUUUGUUUCGAUUGGCUCAAAAUGCAUUGGAGAGGAAAUAUGCAAUUAGUUCCAAUGAACAAGUGCCUAAUGUUGUCACUCAAGAAAGAUUAGGUGAAACAAAGAGCUCAGCAAGAAAGCCUGAUGGAGAGACAAAGACAAAUCCAAUAGACCGCAUUGUGGCUCAUUUGCUUUUUCAUAGGCCACCCGAGUUAUCUGGAGAACAUCUGCAGUCACAAGGCUGAGUAAAAUCCUUUCGGGCAUGAUUUUGUUGAAUAGUGGAAGCCUACACCUCAUUGAUUAUUUAAGUAUUGUAGAAUUCGACUUACUUCAAAAAGGUGUAUUUGUAUUUGUAUUUGUAUUUGUUGUGGAGGGGCGAAGCCACUUUACUUAAACUAUGAACUUGAUUUUUGUUACGCAUAUACCUCUUUUGCCAAUGUGUAACAUAGAAAAUACAUAAUAGUUUUUGUGAGUAUUAAAUAUUUGUUAGACAUAAUCGACUUGAU
Messenger RNA from Lactuca virosa, 1992 nucleotides. NCBI's taxonomy places the organism in Eukaryota, Viridiplantae, Streptophyta, Magnoliopsida, Asterales, Asteraceae. The record is from the annotation of a GenBank genome assembly.